Molecule: messenger RNA, 739 nt
Organism: Spodoptera exigua (beet armyworm)
Lineage: Eukaryota; Metazoa; Arthropoda; Insecta; Lepidoptera; Noctuidae
Source: the annotation of a GenBank genome assembly
UUCUUUACCCGUUCUUCUGUCAUGUUGUCAUUCAUUCGCUGUCAGUUGACUUCAGCUGUCGGUUCCUCUAGGAUUCGGCAAAAUCUAGCCGAUUUCAAAAGUAUUUACCCAAAAUUUACGAGAACAAUAACGAUGGCCAGUGAAGGAAUUUCGCCGCAGGAGAUCGAGGCUCUUUGCCAAACCCCCGACCCUUCAACUAGGGACUUCAUGUUCCAACAAACGAUGUACCGCAUCAAGGACCCUCGCAAGUCCAUCCCUUUCUACACCGGAGUGCUUGGUAUGAGUCUUCUCAAGCAGCUCCACUUCCCAGAGAUGAAAUUCUCACUUUUCUUCAUGGGGUAUGAGAACCCUGCUGAGAUUCCAUCCGAUGAGGCCACCAGAACAGCUUGGGCCAUGACCAGGAAGGCUACUUUGGAGUUGACAUAUAACUGGGGCACAGAGAGUGAUGACUCCAGCUACCACAAUGGCAACUCAGACCCCAGAGGUUUUGGACACAUCGGUAUUCUAGUUAAGAACGUGGAUGAAGCUUGUGCCAGGUUUGAACAACAAGGCGUGAAGUUCAUCAAGCGUCCCAACGAUGGCAAGAUGAAGGGCUUGGCCUUCAUCCAGGAUCCCGACGGCUACUGGAUCGAGAUCUUCUCUAGCAAUGUUGUUUAACACCGUAAUCAGCGAUCACCAUCAUUAUCACCAAGUUUGGUGCAGUGAAAGGAUUAGUUAUUUUAAGUGUGUAUAAGAAAUU